CCAUGUCUCUUAAGGUGAUCCUCGUAGCGUGCGUGGCCGCUGUGGCUCUGGCUGAUAAAGCUCCCGCAUACCCUAAGUAUGUCGCACCCUCGUACCAUGCCCCCGCCCCUUACAAGCAGCCUGAAUACCCUACUGCACCACCCAAGUACAACUACAACUAUGGCGUCGCCGACGGCUAUUCAGGCGCCAACUUUGCCGCCUCGGAGUCCCGCGACGGCUACAAGACCGAGGGCAGCUACACCGUCGACCUCCCCGACGGCCGCAAGCAGACCGUCAAUAUGUGGACAACGGCGACGGUCUUGUAGCUGAGGUCACCUACGAGGGCGAGGCUCAGUACCCCGAGUACAAGCCCACCUACAAGCCGGCUCCCUACAACGCUGCCCCUAAGUACCCCGUUUACUAAGGUGUACAAUCAGUCAGACAGCAGUGCUAAACACUCCUGCCUUUUGCGUCCAAUUAAAGUAUAAUGGAAAAUUAUUGAUGGGCGAUGAAUAUGUGAUAUUAUUUAAAUAUUCUUUAUAAUAAAAAGCACGCAAAGCAAUU
This is a messenger RNA of Penaeus monodon (black tiger shrimp), 543 nucleotides long. Its product is annotated as cuticle protein-like. The transcript is spliced from 3 exons. NCBI's taxonomy places the organism in Eukaryota, Metazoa, Arthropoda, Malacostraca, Decapoda, Penaeidae. The record is from RefSeq and is a predicted model, not a curated record. Gene Ontology annotation, cellular component: extracellular matrix. Bases 3 to 305 code for a protein of 100 amino acids.